AGUCCGAGUAGGUAGUGAUGAUGAGGUGUGAUUUUCUUUGCUGCAGCCAGUGAAAAUAUGGCUAGAAUGGCUAAACGACCAAAAACGGCGCUGGUGGCUUCAGUAUAGCAUUGGCAAUAAUGUAAUGUGGAGUGCGCGCAUUUUUCUCGAAAAAAACAACAGUAAAAUUCGAGCGUGUCUUACUAAAUAAAUACACAAAUACAUACAUACAUACAAACCUACAUAAAAGUGUUUCGUAAAACGAGCGAUCGCAUAACGGAGUGCAUCAAUCAACUGAUGUUUACGUCAACAGAACGACAGUUUUGAAAGUUUGCACUUUUCGCCUCUUUUGUUUUUUUUCUUACUUUUGCUAUAAUUUUGUGAAACCCGAUCAAUAGAAAUCGAGAAUGUUAAACGUUUUCAGUUCAGUGGCACCAUACUUGAAAUUCAAUCCGAAAUAUGUGAUCGUCGACAAUUUUGUGUUUAAGUUGCAUUACCGCUGGUCAUUCGUAAUUCUACUCGUGGCCACAAUUUUGGUGUGUUCGCGCCAAUAUUUCGGUGAUCACAUCAAAUGCAUAUCGGGCACCAUACCCGAGCAUGUGAUAAACACCUACUGCUUCUUUACGCCUACUUUCACGCUGGUGCGUCAUCUGAACAAUAGCGCUUUGGAUAAAGGCAUCAUUUUUCAGCCAGGCAUUGGGCCGGAGGAGUCCGAAAAUGAGGAAGUCAAGCGCCAUGCCUACUAUCAGUGGGUGCCGUUCGUACUUUUCGGCCAGGCAAUUCUCUUCUACAUACCGCAUUUUUUGUGGAAAUCUUUCGAAGGCGGUCGCAUUAAGGCGCUCGUUUUCGGUUUACGUAUGGUCGGCCUCACGCAGUACGUACGGAAUCAAAGUUUGCAGAUUGGCAAAUUAAAUAUACCCUCCAUGGAGGAGGCGGAGUCACGUGUCAAGAAUAUUCGGCGCGCCAUGAUCGAUCGUAUGCGCAUCAAUCAGUCGUGGGGCGCGCAACUCGCUCUCAUGGAAAUGCUGAACUUUUUCAAUAUUCUUUUGCAAAUUUAUUUGACCAAUCGUUUUCUGGGCGGCGCCUUUUACAGCUUGGGUUUCCAAGUAUUGCAAGAACGUUGGACAAAUCGAAUGGAUGCCCUGGAUGUGGUAUUUCCCAAAGUCACCAAAUGUCAUUUCCGCAAAUUCGGACCGAGUGGCUCACUACAAAUGCACGACACCCUCUGCGUCAUGGCGCUAAAUAUUGUCAAUGAGAAAAUUUAUUCGAUACUCUGGUUUUGGUAUAUGUUUGUGUUGGCCAUGACGAUACUCGGACUGAUUUGGCGUGUGUGUACAUUCCUUUUCUAUAAAAACGUUCGCUUCACAAAACUCACCUUCUCAUAUUUUGCGAGGCCGGGUCGCAUCGAUUACCAAGAAUUGGCCGCCGUAGUGGAGAAGUGCAAUUUCUCAAAUUGGAUGUUCUUGUUCUUCUUACGCAGCAACCUUUCCGAAUUUCUUUUCAAACGCGUAAUUUUCCAUUUGGCCAGCGAACUGCCCAAUCCUGAGAAGGAUAACAGUAUUAAUGCUUUCUUGGAUAGGGAACACUCAGCGGCUACUGCUGGACCCAGUGGCACGGCGCCCCCAAUUAGGCUUGAUGAUGUCGAUACGCCGCUGCUGGCCAACAAGGCGAGUGAUAAAAUGGAUUAGAAAUUAUAUUUUUUCUACUUUGACCGGUUUCAACUGUAUUUGAAAUACUGGUCGACCUUUUUUUUACACGACGUAGCUUUUAAGUGUGCAAUUUUUAUUUAUUUGUAUAAAAUUGAUAACUAAUUACGAGUGCUUAUACAAUUUUUAACGAAAUA
Messenger RNA from Anastrepha obliqua, 1822 nucleotides. It is a transcript of the gene Inx7, whose product is annotated as innexin inx7. The record is from RefSeq and is a predicted model, not a curated record. The transcript has 4 exons. Lineage: Eukaryota; Metazoa; Arthropoda; Insecta; Diptera; Tephritidae. Gene Ontology annotation, molecular function: gap junction channel activity. The coding region runs from base 387 to 1667 and encodes 426 amino acids. Gene Ontology annotation, biological process: phototransduction. Gene Ontology annotation, cellular component: gap junction; plasma membrane.